Molecule: messenger RNA, 1092 nt
Organism: Octopus sinensis (East Asian common octopus)
Lineage: Eukaryota; Metazoa; Mollusca; Cephalopoda; Octopoda; Octopodidae
Exons: 5
Coding region: 306-893 (195 amino acids)
Source: RefSeq, a predicted model, not a curated record
UAGUAGCGAGAGACGUCGGUAGUGCUGUUGCUGAUAGUAAGGCAGGCGGCGGCGGCGGCGGCGUGUGACGUCUGGUGUGUUGGAUAUUCAUUUCUUCCGUUAUUCAAAGCUGUUGCUUUUAGUGCUCAGCAGCGUUGUUUAGUGACCCCCACCGCUGACAGCCGACAGAAAAUAUUCCCCGCAAAUACACAAUGUUGACCAGGCGCAUAGACAGGAUCGUAUCGUAAAACCAGGCUUCAAAUAGUCCGAAGUUCCAUAUCGCAUACAGAUCACAUCUACCGCUUUUCUAAACUGCUGCGCAAUUCAUGGAUUACGGAUUAUCUAACCUCUUAUAUUGGAUUACUUUGUUGUCAGUAAUAAAGUCUGAAGCAGUCGAAGACUGCAUUCCAGUAAUUAAUAAGAAGGAUUUCUGGGUUCCAAUCAAUCAGCCAAUUGUGGUGAGUUGCCGACUGGGAACAUGCACCUACAAAUUUGAAGGUAUCACUUGGAAAAGACAUGGCCAAAAGAUAAACGAUUACACAGAAUCAAUCAGUGCAAUACGAUACCAAAAUAAGACUAAACUCCGUAUUUUAAGAAUGAACAAAUCAUAUGAAGGCGAGUAUGUUUGUUCGAGUGAGUAUUCCAGAAAAUCCAGAAGUAUAUUUAUCCAUGUCAGCGAAUCCUCCAUAACAACAGAGUAUCGAACUGCACCAACGACACCAUCAACUGGAACUGAAACGACAGAGACUACGUCAACCGACAAAACUUCCUCCUCAGAUGAAAAACUAACUACAUUCCCAACCACUUCCGGAAGCGCUCGUAUCACAUCACAAUGUAAAACAUUUUGGCCAUAUGUCACACUUUUGUAUACUAUUCUCACACUAUAUUUCAUAAAUUGCGAACAUUUCACGUAACAUAUAAAAAAAAAAAGCUAACCAACAUUGUGAGCUGCAUAGAUUUCACAUUGUAUUUUUAAAGUUACUAAUUUGUCAAACUUUACAUUCUCUGCAGUUAUUUCACAUGACGCUGCAAAGCAGAGGUAUAAACUGCAUUCUUUGUGCAGAAUGAAAUUUAAAUGUCCAGUUACAAUUUGUGCAUAUGUAUAUCAAAUAU